Paraglomus occultum is the source of this 971-nucleotide messenger RNA. The record is from the annotation of a GenBank genome assembly. Lineage: Eukaryota; Fungi; Glomeromycota; Glomeromycetes; Paraglomerales; Paraglomeraceae.
AAUACUUAGAAAAUUUGACAAAGCUAGAAGAACUGGAUGUUAGCAAUAAUAAAGUGUAUGGUAGUUUGGAAGUUCUAAAAAAUUUAAACGAAUUAAAAGUAUUACACAUCCGAAAAAUCAAUAUCACUGCUGAUCUAGAAGAUUUGACAGAAAAUAUUGAAUUUAUUUAUUGCGACAAAGAAAAAUUUCCCAAAUUAGAAAACUAUGGAGAUGAAGAAUUUGGUUUUGACCUCCAAAAAUGGAGAAAUAAUUUAAAAAAAGAUCAACUAAUCCAAUCCCUCGAAGAAGAAAACGCCAAAAUUGAAUCGUUAGAAGAUGACAUCCUCCGCUUAACCAACUUAACUAACGAGCAAAAAAAAAAGAUAGUUGAUGCUUACUUAAAAUUUGCUCCUGAAAAAGAACUAUUAAAAACUCUAAUUAUUGUCUGCUUAGAAUACAACAAGGCAAAAAAGAAAAGACUGCCAGUUAAAGAACUACGCCAAGAAUUCGAAAAACUUCGUGAUGAGUUAGAAAAUAAAGCAGAACUGGAAUUAGAAAGUGAAAUUAUCAAGAGAAAACUAUUGCUCAAUGAUGCUUACCAAAAAGUAUUAAGUCUAACUGUUAAUAUUAAUGAAAGGAUUGAAGUUUAUCGAGGUAAUGUCUACAUUGGAAAUAUCAUAAAGUCUCAUAAUGAAAUAGAUGAUUAUCAUCAAGGAGAAACUAGUCUUACCGAAAUGCUAGAAGAAGAAGUUAAAGAAAUAAAAAUGACAAACAAUGUCUAUUCACCUUUUAAUGCUGAUAGGGGUCAUGUCAUUGUUGGUAGCAGAAUAGAAAGUGGAGUUGAUUUAAGUCAAAAUAAGACAAUUACCCAAAGCAUUAUCUCCAAAGGUAAUACCAGCAUAGGGGGCAACUUUUCUCCUCAAAUAAAAACUAGUCAUGAGGAAGAAAUUAGGGAAGCAAAAGUAGAAAUACCAGUCACUAAACCUGACUAG